Molecule: messenger RNA, 796 nt
Organism: Mollisia scopiformis
Lineage: Eukaryota; Fungi; Ascomycota; Leotiomycetes; Helotiales; Mollisiaceae
Exons: 4
Coding region: 114-683 (189 amino acids)
Source: RefSeq, a predicted model, not a curated record
AAACGAAUGGCAUAAAGAUUCGCAACUUCCCCAAAAUUCUGGGAGGCAGAUCUAAAUAUCUUCCACCAUUGAACCUGGAACUUCGAUCAGAAAGAUACUUCAUCGUAAUCAAUAUGGGUGGUCAUACUGCAUUCUUCUAUGGCACACUGAUGGCGCGCGAAAUUCUCUUCCGUGUCUGCUACGGUACAAGCAAUAUUCAAGAUAAUCCCAUCCUGAAGAAGCGUGCUGCCGCACUCUCCAUUCGACCCGCCCUCCUUCACGACUAUUCACGCCGCAAGGUUCAGUAUGCGGAUUAUCCUGCCAUCAUUUCUCAAAAGGGACAUAGCGUCCGAGGCACUUACGUUACUGGGUUGACGGACUCUGAUAUUGCUCAUCUUGACAUGUUCGAGGGCAGCGAAUACGCCAGAAAAAAAGUCAAGGUUGUGAUUCUGGAGGAUGGUCAUGAGAAGGGAGAGUCUGUGGAAGCACAAUCCUAUAUCUGGUCGGCAUCUGUUGAUAGACUGGAGGAACAAGAAUGGGAUUAUGAGGAGUUCCGAAAGGAGAAAAUGCAUUUCUGGACUGAUGCCAGUGAGGAGUUUGCGGACUUAGACCAUGGUGACGACCACUACGCAAAUGGAGACCACGGCUUCAUUGUUGAGCUGGAUGAUGACACGGAAAAGGAUAUGCUUCACGCUGCUGCUUGAAGCAAUUGAUUUGGGCGUAUUCUCUGGUUAUUGCAUGGCGCAUGGGAAGAAACAUGAAUAGCAAUAGAUACAGGCGCCUUUAGAAUCAGAAACGUGACCUUGGCGAUGGCCUU